Messenger RNA from Peromyscus californicus insignis, 3908 nucleotides. Its product is annotated as cardiotrophin-2. The transcript has 2 exons. The coding region runs from base 1959 to 2579 and encodes 206 amino acids. NCBI's taxonomy places the organism in Eukaryota, Metazoa, Chordata, Mammalia, Rodentia, Cricetidae. The record is from RefSeq and is a predicted model, not a curated record.
CAAGCCAAACAAACAAAAACCAAGAAGGCUGGGGUACUGCAGAGGUCUGCACAUUCAUCUUGCAGGACUAAUCACAACAGCCAGGAGAUCUGGAACCAGCUUAGGUGUCCAUCAACAGAUGAAUGACAAAAAAAUAUGUGAUACUUACACACAAUGAAAUUUUAUUCAGCUGUAGAAGAAUGAAAUCAUAAUAUUUUCAGGCAAAAUGAAGGGAACCGAGAUCAUGAUGUUAAGCAAAAUAAUCCAGAUUCAGACAAAUAUUGCAUGUUUUCUCUCAUAUGAGGAAGCUGAGUUUAAAUUUGUAUGUCCAGGACGCGAACGUAGAAGAGGGGGGUUAUGAGAGGAGGGAAGAGGGCUGCGGGGAGGGGACAAGAGAAGGUCGUGGGAUGUGUGUGAUAGGAAAACAGAGGGGGCUUUUCUGGGGGAAGAAACCUUGAAAAGGGGGGAAAGGAGAGGAGAGGGUGACUAAGAAUAAAGUGUAUGUGUGUGUGUGUGUGUGUGUGUGUGUGUGUGUGUGUGUUACAAUGAAACCCUUUGGUCUGCUAGCCAAGAUAUUAAAUAAAUACUGAUUAUAUAGCUCAAUGGAGAGAGAGAGAGCCUGGAAAUAAGAUUGUUGCUACAUUCACCCAACAAAUACUUAAUGUAUGGGGGCAGCAAUGAACCAGGUAAGGGUUCCCUUCCCUGGGGAGACAGUAGGGAGAGAUAGCAACAAGUCAAUAAAUAAACAAAUAAGCAAUUGUAGGCAACAGGUCUCUAGAGACGAUAAAUCAGGAGAGGGACAUUGGUUUCUAAUAUUGUACUUAUUAGUGUUGUGUGAGCCGUGUGUGAUGUGUGUGCAGAUAUGAAGAGGCCAGAGGAGGGCUCUCAGGACACUGUCCUCUCCUUCCACCAUGGCUUCUGAGGAUGGAAUUCAGCUUGCCAGCCUUCUUUGGCAGGUGACUUUAGUCGCUAAGCCUGACUUUUGUUAUGAGGGUCAGGCUUUGCUGAGCUGAGGCCUGAAGAGCAGGCAUGAAACAGCCUUGGAAAUGUUUUGGGGGUUCCUGUGGGGCAAAGCAAGGGUGAGGUCCUGAGGGAGGAAUGUGGGCAGAACAUAGAGAGAAGAUGCUGAGGGAACAGAACAUUUGAAGUCCACCUGGGGACUUCCAUUUACACUGAACCAGGAGGGAGCCAUGGGGAUGUUUGAAGAGUAGAGGGACAUGCUCGGAUGGGAGGAACUAUACAAGGGGGCUACCAGGUGGGAACAGAGACCAGGGGAGAGAGGAGGUGACAUGGCUCAGCCUGAGGAGUUACAGGUGGUAAGGACAGAAGUGAUUAGAUUCUGGGAACAUCUUUUGUUUUGUUUUGUUUUGUUUUUUUCAAAGUUUGUUGUUGUUGUUGUUUUUAAUUUUAUUGUUUUUGGAGUCUGAGGAAGCCAAAGAGCACAUCAGAUCUCCUGGAACUGGAGUGAAGGAAAGUUGGAAGCCCUCAUGCGGGUGCUGGGAAUUGAACCUGGGUCUUUUGGAAGAGCAGCCAGUGCUCUUAAGUGCUGAGCCAUCUCUCCGGAUGUUUCAAAAUUUUUACUGAAAGUAACAAAUGUACUGGAAGGUACACAUUAUACUUGUAGGUAGUCUGGUACAGCUGGAUGGGUUUUCAUAAAGGGAACAUUUCUAAUGACUAUUCAGAUAAAAAACACUCCCACAACUGCAUAAGGUGGCAUAGGCCUGCAAUCCCAGCACUCAGGAAGCAGAGGCAGGUGGAUUUCUGUGAGUUCGAGGUCAGCCUGGUCUACAUCGUGAGCUCCAGGACAGCCAGGGCUAUGCAGUGAGACCUUGUCUCAAAGGGGAGUUCUGGGCGUGAAACUAUCCGCCAACCAGGUCAUUUUGCUCUGACUUGAACAGACAAGACAUCACAGGCCACAAACGUGGUCCUCUUUGAAGGCCUUGUUGGAAUGAGUGAAUGAUGAGAGGGCCAGGGACUUAAUGCUGACCCUCUUAUGUCCUGUGCCAGCUCCCCUCGGCCUACUGACCCUGCUGCCACCCCUCAGGCCUGCGGCCCCCAUCUCCCCAUCAGAGCCCAUCAGUCAAGCCUAUAGCCUGGCUCUCUACAUGCAGAAGAACACGUCGACGCUGCUGCAGACCUACCUCCAGUACCAGGGUAGCCCCUUCAGUGACCCUGGUUUCUCAGCUCCUGAACUCCAGCUCAGCAGCCUGCCUCCUGCUGCGGUCCCCUUCAAGACCUGGCAUGCGAUGGAUGAUGCAGAGAGGCUAAGCCGAGCCCAGGGAGGCUUCCUGGCCCUGACCCAGCACCUUCAGCUUGUGGGGGACGACCAGAGUGAUCUGAAUCCUGGCAGUUCCAUUCUGCUGGCCCAGCUAGGAGCGGCGAGACUCAGGGCCCAAGGCUUACUGGGCAACAUGGCUGCUAUCAUGACUGCUCUAGGGCUGCCCAUCCCUCCAGAAGAGGAUACUCUGGGGCUUGUCCCUUUUGGGGCCUCAGCCUUUGAAAGGAAAUGUCGAGGCUACAUAGUGACCCGGGAAUAUGGUCACUGGACAGACCGGGCCGUGAGAGACUUGGCUCUACUCAAGGCCAAGUACCCAGCAUAAAAGGUCGUCCUUCCGUCAGAAGUCCCAGGGCUUUUCUUUAGAGGACUCAUUCCCGCCUUACUUCUGAGAUGGAGAAUGCCUCACGCGUCACUAAGGAGUCAGGACUCCUGUGACAAGUGUUUGGGACUAUUUCCUGGAAGCCAAGCCUCCACUCCUGAUUGCCUGGGUCUUCCUGCCAGGUCCUAGAGACUAGACUCGCUUUCAGAUCUAGGCAGGACUCCAUGGACCCGUUUGAUGGAUCAACAAACCAGUGGUGUGUUGAUAUUUCUGCUUCCUGGUUGGAAAGAAGAGCCCUUAUGAAGAGGCUUUACUUCCCACCCUAGGGAGAGGACAGCUGGUCUACCUCCUGAGCUUGUCCUGACUCUCCUCUUCCUGUAUUUGAGAAAGACCAGGGGCUGGCUUCCUGUCUCUGUCUACCUCAAUUCCUAGGUGAAGACGUGACCUUUCUGGACACAGGCCUCUUUUGGCUGAAGUUCUUACCCUCAGUCUACCUCUUCAUCGACAGUUCCUAUUGAACUCCCCAGUGGACAGAGGUUCAGUGUCCAGUCACAGCCACCAGGACUCAUGUCUCCUCUGUUUCCUGCUGAGGAGAUCCAUUUUGUGUUCAGGACUGACAAAUGGUAGCCCUGGCCUGGGCUCUUCAUGAAUUUAUUUGUACUGUGCCUUUGUGGGUAAGGGGGAGGGACCUCCUGUACAGUAAAGAUCCUAUUCUCCUCAGAUCCCUCUCCCCAUGUGCAACAACUGUGUUUCAUUAAACUGUGGUUUUAUUGUUAAACAUUUAUUUACAAAAAUUAAUUUAUUCUCAAAUAAAACUAAUCUCUUAAGAUGUUUUUCUGCCUUUCCCUCUCCAUAGACCAGGCUAGGGCUGGGGUCACUGGGAAUAGGGUACGGAGGGAAGAAAGGGAAGGACAGGGCUCCAAAAGAACCUGUGGAAGGAGGGAGGACACCAGGGAGAUGGUCCUGGAGAUGGGUGGCCUUGCCACCACAGGACCAGCAGGCACUUUUCUAGUUAGGAAAGGACAAAGGAACUGAAGGGAGAGAAAGUGUCACCUCCAUGAGAUGAAACUCAGGGUUACACAUAGUCAUAUGGACCAUGGGGAGACAGAUGUGAAAACUGGGCGUCAGAGGCAGGGGGAGCUCUGCGAGUUCAAGGCCAACCUGGUCUACAUAGUGAGCUCCAGGCCACCCAGGGCUAUAGAGUGAGACCUUGUCUCAAAAACAAACAAGCAAGCAAAGAAAGAAAGAGCAAGCGACAAGGAACGAGAGAGAGAGAGAGAGAGAGAGAGAGAGAGAGAGAGAGAGAGAGAGAGAGAGAGAGAGAGAGAGAGA